AUGUUUGCUGGUAGCACUACCGAAUGGCCUACCUGGCGGAUUACAAUGGAAAAUAAGCUAAGCGUGGACGGUCUUGCUAUCGGUAACGAUCAGGACCAAUUCGCGUAUGUCUUCUCCCGCUUGGAGAAACUCGCGUGGAAAAACACCGGAACGUACGUGAAACUACGGCGAAACGACGGCACUGCGAAGGAGCUCUUAGACCACCUAGAGCAGAUAUACGGAGACCCGAACUCGCAAGCUAGAGCAGCGAGGCGCCUCCACCAGAUACGGCAACGCGAAGACCAACCUUUCUCAAAAUUCCUUCCUCAACUAGAAAAGGAAUUCGCGGACGCUGGCGCACUCGAGUGGCAUGAUGAAGCAAAGCGACAAAUCUUACUAGGUUCGUUAAAUCGAACUAUGACCAAUUCGCUAAUGAAUCGCGGCAUUCCCGCUACCUUUAUGGGACUGAUCUCCCGCCUACACGAGAUCAGCACCGAUAGGGACGCCCUCGAUAUCAAUCGACCCCAGAGAGGUAGACAUGCUGGUGACAUAACGCACGAUCCUAUGGAUUGGACACCUACUCGGACUACCGUGAAUAACCGGGAAAACGAGCGAAAUGGGUCUCUCCGGACGUACUCGAAUGCCGGCGGAGAGAAGGCCGAUGUUUCCGCUGCGGAAGGGAUGGAUGUAGCAUCCGUCAAUGCCCUCUAUUACCCGCGAAGCCACCACAGCAAGCACUUCAACGCCCUCGUGUCACUACCGCAGCGGUAG
This is a messenger RNA of Penicillium canescens, 750 nucleotides long. RefSeq names its product retrotransposon gag protein. The transcript is spliced from 2 exons. Lineage: Eukaryota; Fungi; Ascomycota; Eurotiomycetes; Eurotiales; Aspergillaceae. The coding region runs from base 1 to 750 and encodes 249 amino acids. The record is from RefSeq and is a predicted model, not a curated record.